This is a messenger RNA of Hordeum vulgare subsp. vulgare (domesticated barley), 1349 nucleotides long. RefSeq names its product 1-aminocyclopropane-1-carboxylate oxidase homolog 1-like. NCBI's taxonomy places the organism in Eukaryota, Viridiplantae, Streptophyta, Magnoliopsida, Poales, Poaceae. The coding region runs from base 110 to 1243 and encodes 377 amino acids. The transcript has a single exon. The record is from RefSeq and is a predicted model, not a curated record.
GAUUUCGGCCCACACCGCCCCAGCCUGUCGUACGUGCGUGUAUAUCCGGACACCCCAGCGCCGACGACCUACCAACUGCCAGCCACGCUACGCUCCAUUCUCCGGCGACAUGUCCACCACCACUACCGCAUCCACGGCCGUCCACGAGCGGCGCCGGGCGCUCCAGGCGUUCGACGACACCAAGGCGGGCGUCAAGGGCCUGGUCGAUGCUGGCGUCACCGCCGUCCCGGCCAUCUUCCACCACCCGCCGGACUCCCUCCCCCUCGACGCGUCUCCUCGGCCUCGUCACGAGCACCGGUUCACCAUCCCGGUCAUCGACCUCGCCGGCCUCGUGACGCCGCAGGGGCGAGCCUCGGUGGUCGGCGCGGUGAGGGCGGCCGCGGAGACGGUGGGCUUCUUCCAGGUGGUGAACCACGGCGUGCCGGAGGCGACCACGUCCGGGAUGCUCGCGGCGGUGCGGCGCUUCCACGAGGAGCCGGCCGAGGCCAGGGCGCCCUACUACAGCCGGGACCACGGCCGGCGCGUCAGGUACGCCAGCAACUUCGACCUGUUCCAGUCACCGGCGGCCAACUGGCGCGACAGCGUCUACAUCGACAUGGCGCCGGACGCGCCUCCGGCGCCCGAGGAGAUCCCGCCGGCGCUCCGGGACGUCGCGCCGGAGUACGCUGCGCUGGCGCGGCGGCUGUACCACGAGCUGCUCGGGCUGCUGUCGGAGGCGAUGGGCCUCCGCCCCGGGCACCUGGAGGAGGACGCCGCGUGCACGGACGGGCUCAACCUCGCCGCCCACUACUACCCGGCGUGCCCGGAGCCGCGCCUGACCAUGGGCACCACCAAGCACUCCGACCCCAGCUUCCUCACCGUGCUGCUCCAGGACGCCAUCGGCGGCCUCCAGGUGCUCGUCGACAACCUCGAGGAGGACGGCGAGUCUUCUGUCUGGGUGGAUGUGCCGGCGGUGGCGGGGGCGCUGGUGGUGAACGUCGGCGACUACCUGCAGCUCGUGUCCAACGACAGGUUCAAGAGCGUGGAGCACCGGGUGGUGGCCAACGGCGCGGGGCCCCGGGUGUCGGUGGCCUGCUUCUUCCGGACGUACGGCGCCGCCGCGUCCACGAGGGUGCUGCGGCCGAUCGUCGCCGGAGGUGAAGGAGGCGCGCGGUACAGGGGCGCGACGGUGGAGGAGCUGCUCCGGCACUACCGGGCCAAGGGCCUCGACGGCACCUCCGCGCUCCACCACUUCAGGCUCUGAAUGAAUCUCGUCGAAACUACUCUACUUUUGUCUCGUGUUAGUUUGUGAUCGGAAAUCAUGCAUAUUUGGAUUUGUAUCCUAUGUAUAUUUAAGUUCUCUUUUCUAA